AUGACGGACCUUUCAGAGACUCAGCAACCUCCUCGAACCAAUGUCGUCCUCAUGGCCGCCAAUGCUGUUUUGCUAGCAGAAAACCAACGGAUGGCCGAGCUGUUAGCAGCAAUGCAGAACAAUGGCAGAAGGAAGAAUGAGAACAAGAAGGCAAAUGCCGAGCAACACGAAGAACAUCAGUCAGAGUCCAAUGCAAAGACAGGGGAAACACACCUCAAAACAGGAAGACGACAAACCAAUUUUUUUUUCGAAAAAAUAAUGAAUUUCAAAAUGCCUAAGAAUUUUACACUCCCCAUGACUUUGGCACCAGACAAGGGGAUCGGAGAUCCUAAAGUCCAUGUCACAAAAUUUGAAUCUAUGAUGUUUCUUAAUAGGGACUCCGAUCCCAUUUUGUGCCGAUAUUUUCCAACUUUUUUAGAUGGAGCUACUCUAUUAUGGUUUUCUAACUUACCUGCAGGUUCCAUAACCAGUUUUGAUGAGUUCGCCAAGUUGUUCAUAAAUCACUUUGCAACAUCCAAAAUUUAUGUGGGAGACUUAGACUACCUUAGCACAAUCAGGCAAGGACAGCACGAAAGUCUAAAAGACUACAUGACACGCUUCACAACAGUAGCCAUGGAGAUCCCUGACCUCAAUCCAGAAGUGCAAUUACACGCUAUCAAGAGUGGUCUCCGACCUGGAAAGUUUCAGGAAGCUAUCAUUGUCACAAAGUCGAAAAUAUUGGAAGAAUUCUGGGACAAAGCAACUGGACAAAUCAAAAUAGAGGAGCUACACGAAACCCGAAGGAAUGUGAGGCCACCAUUCAGGAAGGAAGAGGACAAGCCUUACAGGUCCCAGAAUAAGGACUCUAAAAAACCUUUUAAGUUAGCUCCGAAGUUUAAUUCAUAUACCAGAUUCAAUACCAAAAGAGAGGAUAUCAUCAAGGAGAUACUACACAACAAACUAAUAAAGCCACCAAGCAGAGCCGGUUCAUACCAAGACCAGAGGCAUGUCGAUAAGUCAAAACACUACGCCUUCCACAAAAAAUUUGGCCACACAACCGACGAGAGCGUAAUCGCCAAGGACCUACUGAAGAGAUUGGCCAGGCAAGGCCACCUGGACAAGUUCAUAAGUGGACAAAUACAACAAAAUCAAUGA
Molecule: messenger RNA, 1134 nt
Organism: Arachis duranensis
Lineage: Eukaryota; Viridiplantae; Streptophyta; Magnoliopsida; Fabales; Fabaceae
Exons: 1
Coding region: 1-1134 (377 amino acids)
Source: RefSeq, a predicted model, not a curated record